Aspergillus eucalypticola CBS 122712 is the source of this 1104-nucleotide messenger RNA. RefSeq names its product NACHT and Ankyrin domain protein. The transcript has 5 exons. NCBI's taxonomy places the organism in Eukaryota, Fungi, Ascomycota, Eurotiomycetes, Eurotiales, Aspergillaceae. The record is from RefSeq and is a predicted model, not a curated record. The coding region runs from base 158 to 901 and encodes 247 amino acids.
AACCCACUCACCUUCUCCUUUGGCGCUGAGCUCAGCACUUUCUGGCGGCUAACGAACAUACUAGUAGUAGCUGGAUUUCAUCCUAGCCAAUUUUUAUCUAGCGAUAACUGUUCUUGUUUCUCUCCCAGUCAAUGCUCAACUCGAGUUUCUCCUCUCAAUGCCACAUGUACUCAGAAUAAUCCCGAGCGGAGAGGCUUGCGCUCAGCCGCUCGCUCUGUCUCCCAACAUGGUUGACGUGCACGCCGUCAGUUGCCGCCUUGCGCAAGCUGCUCAUUCCGUACGAGCUGCCAUGCGUUCUCUCGGUGGUGGACGGGAGUCACAGGAUUCCUCCCAUAAGGCCAUUCUCGCUAUGAGUGAGAUCAUAGACCUUAUAUACCAAGUCCGGGAGCAACUGAGUUCAGACGAGAAAUGGGCUAUCGCUCAGGCGCGGUUGAAUGCCCUCGAGGAGCUCUUGAACUCCUUCGAAAUUACGAUCGCGACGAUGGAGAUCAAUUUUCAGCCAGGAGGGGUGGGAAGUCGUGUCUACAGAAAGGGCCUACUGGAACAGACGUUCAUCCAACGGUUGGAACAAUACAGGAUGGCUUUCCUCGUCGCAAUGCAGCCUGAUUCCCGUGAGAAAGCUGCGAUGGAGCACCAGCUACGAACUUCAAUACGCACGUUCCGUGACUUGGAGCCCGAAUGGCUGCGACAAAACCCCUUUUGCGGGGAGGAUUUCCACUGCAUUACGAGUCCAGUCACGUCGAGAAACCUGAUGAAAUUUACUGGGAUGUGCAAUAGGCGGGAGCAGGGAACAUGCCAGUGGAUAUUUCAGGAGGAGAGCUACAAGGCUUGGCUUUUUGGCUCCUACCGGACGUUAUACUUCAUCGGGCCAGCCGGUGCCGGGAAAACAUUCAUGGCGUGACGCAUCUGUUACCGAAAACCUGCGAAAUACCUUUGCUCUCUCCGACGUUGCAGUAGUCUUCCUGUUCUGUGAGGAUGAGAAAGAUGACAGCCCGCGGUCUUCGAUAUCUAUACUUGAAAACUUUCUUGCUCAACUUGUCCAUCGCAGGGGUGCUGCAUCGCAUACGACUGCGGCCUUAUACGAAUCUGAGGAGUUCUUACGGG